Cyprinus carpio (common carp) is the source of this 650-nucleotide messenger RNA. RefSeq names its product transforming growth factor beta receptor type 3-like. The coding region runs from base 156 to 650 and encodes 164 amino acids. Lineage: Eukaryota; Metazoa; Chordata; Actinopteri; Cypriniformes; Cyprinidae. The transcript has 2 exons. The record is from RefSeq and is a predicted model, not a curated record.
ACAAGAUAAGAAUACUCAAGUCACUGAAGAAAAAAAAUCAGCAUUGCUAAAAAUAACUAUACAAUUCACAACCUAAUGUGAGCUGGUUAUUACUGUAUUUGCUUUGUGUGUGAUUUCCUUGCAUUUGCAUUUACAAUAAGCUGUGAGUCAGAUUGAUGUUUCAGUCUCAACUGCUGUCACUUCCAGAUCUAGGGAUCAUGGAUCAGGGAAUGUUCCCACCAGAGUUGUCCAUUCUCUUUAACACCAACCCACUUCCUAAGCCCAGCGCCCGGGAUCCCUCUGCACGGAACAGAUUCCCGUUUCCCUUCCUUCCAUCCGCUGGCCAGGGCCUGUCAUUCCCACCUCUGACCCCGUCUAUGGAGGAGCACGAUCAUCAGGCUGGGGGUCCCGAGGAGCAGCAGGGGGCUUCGAAUGUAGGAUUCAAUGUGCAGUGUGAGAAGAACAAAAUGGUUGUCAGCAUCAACAAGGAAACUCUACAGGCCAAUGGGUUUGGAAAACCCAAUAUCACUCUUCAGGACUCCCAAUGCAAAGCAACCUCCAACAACACACACUAUAUACUGGAGACGCCCCUGUCUGGCUGCCCAAACCACCAAAAUUCCCUCCCAGCCCAGCCCCAGUGGUCCUUUAUAUCAAUUCAGUUUGAGUACUAA